Molecule: messenger RNA, 339 nt
Organism: Gossypium arboreum
Lineage: Eukaryota; Viridiplantae; Streptophyta; Magnoliopsida; Malvales; Malvaceae
Product: tropomyosin-like
Exons: 1
Coding region: 1-339 (112 amino acids)
Source: RefSeq, a predicted model, not a curated record
AUGAAGGAAUUCUUGCAAGUAGUGCCUUCCGAGCUAGAACUCAUAAAGCAAGAUUUUAAAAGGAAAAACUCGGAAUUAGGAAAGAAAAUAAAACAAUUGGAGGAGGAAAAAAUGCAUUUGAGAUUAGAUGCUGAUGUUCAGAAUCUAGAAGCUGAGAAAUUAAGAAAGGGAAAGAAUAAGGCCGAAAAAGAUUUAGAUAGCUUGAAAACAGAUUACAAAAAGUUGCACUUAUCGAUGAGGACCAUAGGAUUGGGGAGGACGUCAGAGCAGUGGCGACAAGAGAUCCAAGAGGAGAAAGCUAAUACCGAUCGAUGGGAGAGAAAAAUCCAAGAUGCUUAG